UAAGUGGGGGAAUUUUCGUAACACUCUUUAUAAGAACGUUCUUUGUACAAUUCAGACUGUUUCUAAACUGCUUCAGAUGCUGUCUUACCCGACAACACUUCUUCAUUACCUGUGAUGAAGAGCACAAUGGACUUUGAAUAGCACUGCAUCUUGAACUGCAGUAUUCUUCACCAAGCUUUGUGCACUACUUCUUAUCUCCAGCAAUGAUCCCAACAUCACUGGAUUUAAUGUUUUGUUUUAACCACAGGAAGAGCACAAUGGACUUUGAAUAGCACUGCAUCUUGAACUGCAUUUUGGUCUAUAAUCCACAGCUCAGGUUAUGGCAUCAGAAAAUCUACUGCUAUCAAGAUUGCUUGAUUUGAUCAGAUAUGGACAGUGGAGUAAGGAUGACGUUGUGGAUUUGUUCACUGCUCUUGUGAAGCAAUACCAUGCCAGGGCAGUAAAGACUGAUUUCUACAUAUGGAUGGCAAAAAUACUUUACCAAGUAGAAAUUCACAAGCUCAACAAGUCAGAUUUAUCAUCUAACAUUGAAACAAAACAGUUUGUGGAUGACAUUGAAAUUAGAAUUAAUGACUUGGUGAAAGAAACAAAAGAGAAAAGCCUUGACAUUAUUCUUAAGGAAAUUCAAGCAGAAGGAGACAUUGAUCGGAAUAUUUUAGAUCAAGUUAAAGACAUUGUGUUGUCUGUGUCCUCACCAUCACCAUGUCCUGUUUCAACACCUCUGCACAGUAUAAAGGAGCAAUUAGUGAAACUAUGUAAAGCAGUAGAAGAUACCAGAAAAUGGAAACCAAGGUUGACUCAGAUGGUGAGCUGGUGCAUUAUGGUUCUUUCUCGCUCUAGCCAGUUAAUCCAAGUUGGCACAGGAGAAGGAAAGUCAUGUAUAGUGGCCAUGUUUGCUGCAUACUGUGCCUUGACUGGAAAAAGUGUGGACAUUAUCUCCAGUUCCCCUGUGCUUGCAGAGCGAGAUGCUGCAGAGUGGCGUUCAUUUUAUGAAAAACUGAAAAUCACUGUGGAUUCCAAUACAAAUAAAUUUAAAGUUGAAGACCUGAGGAAGUGUUACUUAUGUCAAGUGGUAUAUGGCACAACUGAGAGUUUUGCAGGAGACUGGUUAAGACAGAAGUUCCAAAGAGAAAAUGUGAGAUCUCAAAGACAGUUUCAAUAUGCCAUAGUAGAUGAGGUAGACUCGCUCAUGUUGGACAAAGGUCUAGAAGUUGUCUACUUAAACAGUGAGAUGCCUGUCAUGGAGCCUCUAAAUUUAAUCUUAGCUAAGAUUUGGUUUGUUGUCAACCACUCUGAAGGUCUUGAUUUAGAGAAUACGCUUGAUCUCAUUCGUUCCUCUCUAAUGGCAGAGGAUUCAGACAUACUGCCAUCACAUACAUUUUUAGAGAGCCCUGCAGAUACAUCAAAGCUGGAGUAUGAUGAAUUCCACAUUCCAGGCUUUCUAGAGCACAUAAACGGAAGGCUAAAAAUAUGGGUUGAAAAUGCAUUUCUUGCCAAAACUAUGACUUUAGGGCAUGAAUACAUUCUACAUAAGGAUGGUGUAGUUCCUGUAGAUUACAGCUCUACAGGAGUCGUGCAAAAUCAAAUGAAAUGGGGAGAUGGACUUCAGCAAUUCCUUGAAAUGAAGCACCAAACCAAGCUGUCAAAUAUGUGCAUGAUAACAAAUUUCAAGUCCAAUGUAGGUUUAUUCAAGAGUUAUGAACGGAUUCAUGGGCUCACAGGAACUUUGGGGAACCAAACUGAACUUGAUUUACUGCAGAAACUGUACACCGACAUUAAAACAUGCAAAAUUCCACCAUUCAAACGCAGAAAACUUUACGAGAAGGAUGGCAUUGUAAUUAAUGAUGAAAAUGGGUGGGUACAAACAAUUUGUAAGGUUGUUAAUAAGAAAGUGAACCCCACAGUCUAUCGAGGUUCAAGAGCAGUCUUAGUCAUCUGUGAAACAAUUAAACGAGCACAAAUUGUCCACGAUGCACUAUCAAAAACCAUUUCAACAGACAAAUUGAAACUGUACACAAAUAACAAUAUGGACAAUUCUAAGGUUACAGGUGAAGAGGUCACUGAAGGUUGUGUCAUUGUUGCAACCAAUCUGGCUGGUCGUGGGACAGACCUCAAAGUCUGUGCAAAAGUAAAUGUGUCAGGGGGUUUGUUUGUAGUGCAGACUUUCUUGCCCCUUAAUAUCCGUGUGGAGAAACAAGCCUUUGGUCGAACUGCACGACAAGGAAACCCUGGUUCUGCCCAGCUCAUCAUGUGCUCCACUCACUUCUCGAAAUCAGUCAAACUGAUAUUGGUGCUAAACUCACCUCUCUCUAGGUUACUUACUCUUCUCAAGCAUUUAAAAACCACUGUAGCUGUGUCAGUGUUCAUUGAGAAUAACUUUGAAGAGACCCUCAAAAUCUGUCAGGAAAACCCCAAUGAAAAGAACUAUGAGGCAAUGGUGAAAGAACUCAGAGGCUUGCUAAACACUGAAAUGCCAAGUGGUUUAACUAACCUGGAGAUGGAAAAAGAGUCUAGAGAUUUAAUUGUGCAAACAAGAAUGUCACGGUUCCUUGAAGAUGACAUACCAAAAAUCACCAAAAAGGAGGAACUCUUUUCUGUAUAUCUUAAAAUGCUGGACACCAUUUACGAAGAGAAAAAGGAUGAUGACAUCAAUAAAGACAUUGUGUCUUCACUUCAUGAGUGCUGGGGUAUGUGGCUUCUGAUGAAGUUCAAUGAGAAUGAAUCAACAGAAACAUUAAAAAAACAGUUAUGGAAAGACUUGGAAAGGGCAAAGAAAAAACUGGAUUGUAAACAGUCCCCUUCCUCUAUGAUCUACCAUUAUGUAAGGACUGGCAACACCCUCCGUCACAAAGGAAACCUUGCAGACAGCAUUGAGAUGUACACAAGAGCUAUCGAAACCAAUCCUUGUUGGUCUGCCAUUGCUCUGUACAAUCGUGCACUGUCUAUUCUGUCAAAAGCAAAUAGAGGACAUAUUGCUCAGGCGUUGGCAGACCUGAAGAAAGCUGAGGAGGCAGUUGACUCCUACAUGAGAAAGUUGACAUUGACUCUGAUUUUUGUGGAAGGCUCCAGCAGAGAUCCCAACAUGAUGUCUGACACCUUGCUUUCCAAGCAAUUUAAAGCCAAGUGCCUGGCACAGCAAAUAUUUAAGUUAAAUAUCCAGCAAGCAAUAAACGUGUUGCAGAUAGCUGAAAGUCGAGGUUAUGAUGUGAAAAUAACAAAAUAUCCUAUGUUAUUCCUGAUGCUCAAGGCUGUUCUUUUAGGAGCAGGUGGAUUUAUUGAGGUGGGCCGAGAGAUAAUUAACCUCCACUCACUGGGACUGGACACCAUCUUCUCACUAGAAACUGUAUCUUCUUUUUUUAAACGUCUGCUUACAAUAUUCAGUUAAAUCCUCAGCUAAACUUUGAGAAACAGUACAGCAAAGAAAACAUAUCAGCAAAUAUCUGUCUGGCAUCCAGGAGGGAAGGAUUGAUGUUUACUGAAGUGCUGAAUUAGAUAUGCUCUCAUUAAAUAUAUAAGCUCCUAAAUAUACCAACACAUUUAUUAAAUAUAUUUUUAUGAUCAUUUUUGUCCUCUCACUGUGAUUACUGUAUAUCAAAGUGUCAAACAUUGGCACUGGACUUAAUAAUGCUCCUUGCUCAAGCCAAUAUGGCACAAGAAAAUGGGUUUAAAGGUCAGAAUUGCACAUAACUGAGAUACAAGUCUAUCUUAAGCAAACUCCAACUGUCAUGCAACUUCCUAAUAGUCUAUAGUUACAUCUGAGGUCUGAAUACCAAUGUGCACAAUUUUGGUAUUAACUCCUCACAGUAUAUUUUGCACAGUGCUGAAUAUUGCACCGUGCUUGUCGGGGAUAGGAUGUUUUAGACUGCUACGCUUACCUGUGAAGUGCCUCAAGGGUCCAUUCUUGACCCUAUUUUAUAUUCACUGGUUGUUGUUGUUGUUGUUGUUGUUUAAACUCAUUCCAUUUGAUGCCAGUAUAUUAGCCAAUCUAACUGUUUUCAGCCAUUGGACUUGCAUUGCAGCCUCACAGCUCAAGAGUCAUGGGUUCAAUCCAGAGCUCGGGUUAUGGUCUGCGCAGAGCCUACGAACAUUCUCAAGUUUCUUCUGACUGUCCAAAAACAUAUGGAUAGGUAUAUGUGCUCUGCUAACUUGCCCCUAAUUGUGUGUGUGUGUGUGUGUGUGUGUGUGUGUAUGGUGCCCUCUGAUGGACUGGCAUCUUCUGCUGUGAAUUCUCCCAAUUUGCACCAAGUGUUGCUGGCCCAGCUUAAGAUUCAUCAUGACUCUGACCAGGAUAAAGCACUUACUGAAGAUGGAUAUUAAAAUUUAUCCUUUCUUGAUAUGAAGAAACCCAUUCAUGCAUUUGUAUCAUGGUGUAUGGACUAUUGCUAUUUUUGUUUGUUUGUUUGUUUGUUUAACUUGACUUAGACAAAGAGCUCUGGCCUGUCUUAUACUGUAUUAAUCCAAAACAUAUCACCUGGAGGUUUGUUCUGCAAUGAAUUCCAAACAUUUUCAUCAUCAGCAUCAUCACUAGGUGCAGAUUCCUCUGGUAGGAUUGCAACAUUGGUCUAUAUAUGCAAUGAAGUUCAAUUAAGAAGUCCUGAAGUGUAAUUGUAGCUUAUCUUUCUUUUAGAAGUGUGUUAUUCAUCAUUGUGUCUGAAAUGCAACCAAAUUUGCUUUGUCUAUUAAUAAUAUAUUACUUGUCAGCCCUGUGAUGACCUGGCGACUUGUCCAGGGUGUACCCCGCCUCUCACCCAUAGUCAGCUGGGAUAGGCUCCAGCUUGCCUGCGACCCUGUAGAACAGGAUAAGCGGCUACAGAUAAUGGAUGGAUGGAUAAUAUAUUACUGUAGAAAACCUGUCCUUAUUAUCACACAGCUCAUUUUCACAGAGACAACCCACUAGUUAUUAAUUAUUGACUUACACUGACAAAUAAUUGACUUAUAUUGAUGGUGCAUAAUAUAUAUAUAUAUAUAUUUUUUUUUUUGACACACAACGGUUAAUGGGAUAUUAGUCUAUCAGCUUUACACACCUGAAUCCUGAUAUUUUUGCCCAUGUCUUUUGCCAAAACAUCCCAUGGUCAAUGUUUUGAAUAAAGACUGAUGGCAAAUAACAAUUUCUUGCCACAGAUUAUCAAUCAGGGCGUUGUAUGGGCCAUUCUGACACAUUCAGGUUCAUGGUUUUGAGCCACUCCACUGUAACCUUGGCAGUAUGUUGUUGGAAGGUGACUCUGUCCUAGUCUCAAGUCUCUUGUUUUUUCUAUAAUCACCCAGUAUAUAGCUUCAUCCAUUUUGCCCUCAGCCUUGACCAGAUUCUCAGUCCUUGCUGAUGAAAAACAUCCCCACAACCUGAUGCUCCCACCCUCAUGCUUCACUAUGGAGAUGGUGUUGGGUUUGGUCUCAACAGACCAACCCUUUUCCCAGGUUCUUUGUGUGUGGAGUCUCAAACAUGCCUUUUAGAACAUUCCUAUUGCUCAUACCUCUUUUCACCACUCUUCCAUAAAACUCAGCUUUGUGAAGUGAUUGAACCCUGAUUGAUAAUCUUCCAAAACUUAUUUUUAUAGCUCCUUGUCUUCAUGAUGCUGGUUGUUUUUAUCUGUUCUCCAACCACUAUGGGGCUUUCCAUGAUAUGACACUUUACAACAUUUAUAUUGAGCCGUGACAUUAUAGUACUUAUUUGUAAAUACAUUUUGCAAACUAUGUUAUAUUGACCCAUCCAAUUGUUGAAUUUGAGGCCUAGUAACACAAAUUGUG
This is a messenger RNA of Neoarius graeffei (lesser salmon catfish), 5745 nucleotides long. Its product is annotated as protein translocase subunit SecA 1-like. Gene Ontology annotation, cellular component: membrane. Gene Ontology annotation, molecular function: ATP binding; ABC-type protein transporter activity; protein binding. The coding region runs from base 320 to 3385 and encodes 1021 amino acids. Lineage: Eukaryota; Metazoa; Chordata; Actinopteri; Siluriformes; Ariidae. Gene Ontology annotation, biological process: protein targeting; protein import. The transcript has 2 exons. The record is from RefSeq and is a predicted model, not a curated record.